AUGUCCGGCUCAGCCUUUGUUCUGCCCACGACCGACAUCCGCCAUAAUGCCAUUCAGUCCAAGCGCGACCACGACCACAAGGCCAAAUGGGCGCAUGGCUGCCGACCCGGAGCAGCUGCAACGGUACGCCCGGCCGUUCUUUUACCGAAAUGCAAGCAAGAUCGACGUGCUCAUGCCUACGGGGUUAAGCGCCAGUGCCUCACCUUUAAGAAUCCCCAGUCCUAUUUUCGUUUGGUCUCCGAAGAGGGCCUUCGAGAGGCCAGCGAUUCUUCAGACGCUCUCAGCGAUCAGGGCCCUGAUCUAGGGUCGCCAACCGAAAGGAUAGAUGUCUUUUACUCCUUCGAUGCUCGCUCUGGGCCUCGAGCAGGCGAACAUAUUCUCUCCGCCGCCUUGAAUAAGGCCGUCGAGCGAUUUGAAAUCAAGGAAACGGAGAAGUUAGUCAGGGAAUAUGAGCUCAUUGACGAUCGGGAAUCCGCUGAGAGUGGCUAUAUCGCCGAUGACGACGACUACGAAUUCAUUGAUCGUGCCUCUCUAUAA
This is a messenger RNA of Uncinocarpus reesii 1704, 537 nucleotides long. RefSeq lists its product as uncharacterized. The transcript has 2 exons. The record is from RefSeq and is a predicted model, not a curated record. Bases 1 to 537 code for a protein of 178 amino acids. NCBI's taxonomy places the organism in Eukaryota, Fungi, Ascomycota, Eurotiomycetes, Onygenales, Onygenaceae.